Sporisorium graminicola is the source of this 3126-nucleotide messenger RNA. RefSeq lists its product as uncharacterized. Bases 1 to 3126 code for a protein of 1041 amino acids. The record is from RefSeq and is a predicted model, not a curated record. Gene Ontology annotation, biological process: protein phosphorylation; mitotic DNA damage checkpoint signaling. Gene Ontology annotation, molecular function: ATP binding; protein serine/threonine kinase activity. Lineage: Eukaryota; Fungi; Basidiomycota; Ustilaginomycetes; Ustilaginales; Ustilaginaceae. Gene Ontology annotation, cellular component: nucleus. The transcript has a single exon.
AUGGCUCCGGCAUCUUGCAGCAGCUCGCGUACCUCCUCCACCAACCAGCCAGGCCCCAGCACCGCUCCUAUGGUCGCCAUCAAGAACGUCAAACCGCCAACCACAAAGACAAGGGCGCCAUGGCAGCUAGACACGUUUUGGUCCAGCUCUCACAAGAGGACGUCUCCGUCCAGACAGCGAUCGCCUGUGCUUGGCGACUCCUACGAAAGCUCUAAUGGCUUCGACCUCGCCGAUCUGCCGUUGACGCCGCCUGACUCGGGCGCCUCUGCUUUCGAGCUUCAUGCUGCUGCUAAUGCUGAUCCGUCGCACAUCCCCACUCGCGAUCAUGUCUUAGUAUCUUCCCGUGCAGCUUCACCAUCCGUCCUUGCCUCUGAUACACACAGCAAGCCCGCGCAGAAGAAACCGAGCAAGAAUGACAUCUUCAAUUCUCCUAUCUCCUGGUUGACGCCUCCGUCUCGCCCAGUCGCCAUACCUCCUGGCGGUCCAGAGACUUCGCCGCCGCCACCACCAUCGCGUAAUUCGCUCUUUUUCUCCUCGUUUGGCAAUAGCUCACCCGCACCUCCCUCACCGCCUCCGCCGCUUCCACCUCCUCGCACUACUUCGACCCAGCUGAACAGAGACGCAGCGAAAAGCAAGCAGACAGGCACAGCUCCAUCCGAUUCGACGGCAAUAAGCGUAUCCGGAUCAACGCAGUCAGAGUCGCAAACACAACCGCAACAGAGCACAGGGCGCAAGAAGGGGCAUACACGCAACUCGUCACUCGGCCGCGCCAGCACCGAGGAGUGCCUGCAGGAGGAAGCCAGAAUCAGAGCUACCAAACACGUCGAUUUCCGCCUUUGCCCCACCAACGACUUUCUGCUCGGCGAAGGGCGACAUUGCUCCGUAUAUCUUGGCAGCUAUCGUCCCCGUCUGGAUGCUGUUCCAUCCGACUCCUCUACAGCCUGGCGGCUCUGUGCCGUCAAACGCCUCCAUGCCGACCGUCAGAGCCAGCUUCUUGGGCUCGAAGAAGCUUUUGCGCUCCGCCGUCUCGGUACGCAUCCUAACGUCAUCCAGCUCAUUGACAUUCGCGAUGAAGUCGAGUUUGCAGCAUCGUCUCAGCACACUCCUCAACCGUCGACGCCUGAUCCGCCCCAGCGCCGGAAGGAGCAAUCCUCGGCACAAUUGGGUAUCGGUCUCGGGCUGCCACGCAGUGCUAGCCGUAGUCCAAAUGGGGGACAUGCCAGCCACUCGAGAUCCACAAGCGAUAUGACAGGCAAGGACGAGCUUCGUAACGAGGCGCAAUCACACAAGCGAGCUUUGGCUCACGAGAAGCAACACGAAGCGGCGCUUGCUCGCGGCAUUCUGCACGAAGCGGAUUCCAUUGUCUCGUCAAGGGAACCGCAUCGUUCAAGAGUCAGUACGCUGGGUCAUCCUCAAUCCGCGAUUCUGCCCACCCCCACCUUCCUUGUCCAAGGUCCUGACGGCGAUGCGCUCGACGCCCGGCCGACGUACAACCACUCUCUCGCCGAUUCCGACAUAGCCACUGCGCGCAGGUCGUCCUCAAACGCCAGCACCAUCAACCCCCCACGUCUGCUCAUCCUCCUCGAGCUGCUACCCAAUAACCUCGCCCUCUUUGCUCGAAAGCACCGCGAACGCAUCGACCUGCAACAAUGGUUCGACUGGGCACUUCAGAUCUCAGAAGCGCUCCUCUUCCUCCACGAGAAAGGCUGCGUCCACGCAGACAUUAAAAAGGAAAACAUGCUCUUGACCGAGGAUCUCAACGUCAAGCUGUGCGAUUUCAACUCGGCCGUGUUUCCCAAUCCCAGCGACCCUCCGCGCGACGGCCUUGGGCUGGGUACGCCGGCAUACUGCGCCCCCGAGCUGAGUCGGGCCACGGGAGGCCCAAGCGCCACGAGCUUCUCGUACCCGAUCGACAUCUUUUCGCUUGGUGCCGUGCUGUACUCGCUCGCGACGGGGUACGAGCCGUUCAGCAAGGCUCGCAGCGUCGUCGAGAUGCUGCACCGCAAGCGUCUCUUCUUCGAGAGUGAGGAAAACGACCGAGCCUCUCGCUUGGCCGUCGAGGCGGGGAGCAAUCCCAACAGCCAGCCGGCCAGUCGAAGCGGCAGUCUGCGCGGUCGGCCCUCCAAAGCUUCCUCGACCUCCACCGCCACCAAUGCCAACGAUGCCGCGGCUUCGCCCGUCCAAUUGGCCUCCUCGCUCAAUCGCUUGCUGCAACACAGCUCGCCCACAUCCCACACAGCUCGCCGCGAUGCCAGCAGCGACAGCCUCGAAAGCGUUGCCUCGAGCAUCACCACCAUUUCCGGGCGCAACCCGACCUCGUUGGCCGUGUCGCGGCUGCUCGAACCCACGGAUGAACCGCGAGGCCUGCUCGUGGAUCCCAGUACGCUGUCGCGAUCCAGCUCGCUGCUGCGUGAGAUGGGGCGGUCCGCCGACGUGCGACGAUGCGCGUCGACGGGGGGGAGAAAGGCCCUGUCAACGAGUGUUACAGGAUUGCAGAGAAUGCGGGCUGCUGGCGAAGUCGUCGUCGACCCCACCGCCGAGCACGCCGAGGUUGGCUCUACAACGACCAACGUUAGUACAGGCACAUCGGCCAAAUCUCCCGCUGGCGCCGCCAUCGCCCCGCUCUCAGCAUUGUCCAAAGUAACCCUCCUUGAACUCGCCUCCCGACCGGACUGGCUCCGUCGUCGCUCCUCGUACGGCGACGAGAUCAAAUCCCACCCCCCUGCAGCUGCAGCAGCGAAUGCAUACCUCUCUCCAGCCGCGACGAUCUCCGAACAUACCCCGGCCGAUCCCGACGCCGCUCUCUCCUCCACGCCGGCCAAGCCCAGUCGGUUGCGCUCUAUGUUCUCCCCUACCUCGUCGCAGUUCGGCCGCCCUGCCAGCAGCAGCAGCCCGCCUACCCCCGGUACCCCGGACGCAGGCACACCCGCACUCCGGGGAGGAUCGUCCGACGGAGACACGAGAGCGUACGCGGAUGGGCAUCCAGCCAUCGUCUUGCCUGGCGGCGGGAGGCUGCCCGAUUGGGCACGCGAUCUGCUGAGGGACAUGCUGCAGGCGGAUCCCGCCCGACGUCCGACGGCGUUGCAGGUGCGCGAGCGCUUGCAGGCGCAUGCGCACCUUUUGUAG